Molecule: messenger RNA, 5260 nt
Organism: Struthio camelus australis
Lineage: Eukaryota; Metazoa; Chordata; Aves; Struthioniformes; Struthionidae
Product: cystine/glutamate transporter
Biological process (GO): amino acid transmembrane transport
Cellular component (GO): membrane
Molecular function (GO): L-amino acid transmembrane transporter activity
Source: RefSeq, a predicted model, not a curated record
UCCUUUAGGCACCAUUGCAAAUAACAAAUAUGAUUUUCCCUUUAUGCUUGUUUGUCUCCUUCAUCUUCAUCCACGCUACAGUGCCUGUGAGAGCCCGUGAAGAGAAGCUGUCUUUUGCUGCCUUGGGAGUCCAGCAAGAAAUGGGAGUCUGAUGGAUUGUAAAUACAUCUGCUUUGUUUAAAAGCCAGCCAAACAGAUAAGUGCACUUUAAAUUUUCUAGCAGUAGCAUGUUAGACGUAUCUGUGCACAAAGCAUCUCUCCAUUUUCAUUUCAAUUCCGUGAACCUUCUGUGUUUUACCAUUGCUGACGAACGUUCUGCGAUUCCCCUUUCGGCUGAGAAACAGCAGAUGAUGGGUAUUUCAUGCGAGUUAAUUAGCAACUGAGGGGAAAUGCUAUUGACAGCUCAGGAGGCUCCCUGGGGUCUCCCUCUGCCCCUCCAGAGUCACUGUCUCCAGCAGCCCUGCGAUGCUUUGGGACUCCAGCUAGCAAUAAGGGAUCGGGUCUGAGAUAUUGGACUGAGCUGAUGUGACCCGUCAGAGCCUGAGCAGUCCACUACGACUUGUUAGAGGUUUAACAAGCCAGCCUGGCUCAUUUGAUUGGGAAGAUGCUUGUGGCAGCUUGGCGAGGUUUCAGAGAAACCAGCUAGCAUUGCUGAAAGGAUGGAGAAAGGAUAAACUCUACUUCUUCCUGCUGGUAUCUAGGAAGGGAAAAUAACCAGGGAUGUAGAAGACUGAGUUUAGAUGGGGCAUACGAAGUGGUAUCGUGGGUGAAUCAUAACAGGAAGCGUUCUGUCAAAGCUAAGGGGACACUUGUAUCUUUGGAUGGUAAAUACAGGUUAUUGAGAAAAUAACUUUUGGAUUCUUAGAUGUGCUUCCUUAGGUGACCAUUACCUGCUCUUGAACACACCACUACAAUUAUUAAAUAAUUUAAGGGAUCCUGAAAAUAGGGGUCUCAUGUAACUUCACAAUAGUAUAUAAUCAAGGGAUUGGGGCAAAUAUUUAUUAUACCUACAAUUUACAGAACUGGAAUAAUGAAAAAAAUGCUGAAUUUGAACUGCAAAUCCAUUUUUAUGAGUAUUACUCACAAAAAUUUAAGUGAUGUUUUAUGAAAUAGAGAAAAGUGACAAUCAUUUGCUUUCAAGCACAGCAUGUGGCUAUUGGAGGGAGAUGUGUGGCUGGAAGAGGGUAGGACCCAAAUUAAUGAAUCCAGACCAAUCUUGUUUGCUCUAAUAGGGCUGAUGAGAAGUGUAAAAUGUCUAUAUCCUUGCUGUUAGAAUAAGUAUAAGCAGGUUUGUUGCAGCAAAAUUAGACUGUAUUAACUGGUGUGAAUUUGUUUUACAUACCUAAGCAGGAGAGCUUCUUGGUAAAGGUACCAGGCUAGAACUGAGGGCAACCUGAGUCCACUUCUCGGUCACAGAUUUCUGUGACCUUAAGCAUGGACUCUAACCUCAGUCUCUUGGUUUUUUUCUGUCUGUAAAUGGAGCUCAUAAUACUGCCCUUCCUUGCAGGGAAGGGGCAUUGAGUCAUGUGGAGAAUGAGAGUCAAGAUUAUGAGGUAGAAGAUUACUGCAGCAUGAGAGAACUAGGUCCAGCUCAAUUUAUGGGAUCCCUAGAGUGCCUGAAGUUCCCUCUUCUCUGAGACAAGCUCUUUACUCACGCUGUUGUUAUUGAGAAAGGGUUUGUAAUAAUGGAAGAAACUUCUCUGGUAUCAAGGACUGCCCUUUGCAGGAUAAAUAAUAUUUAUUCUUGGCUCUUCAAUCCCCUGAUGGCAAAAGGGCCUGAGAAUAUACUAAAAAACACUGAUAAAGUUAAGCCCUAGUGAUAAAAGUGUAAUCAGAGUAUGUCCAUUCACUAAGAAUGGAUAGGAAAUAAGAGCAGCUCAGAUCAUUCGUGCACCCCAAUUAACAGAGCUCUUUGCUUCUUGGGGAGGAAGGAAAAAAAAAAAGAGAGAGAGAGUAGUUUUGAAGUCAGAGAUCCGCAAGGUCUUGAUUCUUAGGUUUGCAGCUUGAAAUCUUGGAGGAUGUUUCCUGCUAGAGUGCUAGUAUCAAUGUUCACCCAAGUUAGAGCUCCUUCAAUUAACUGUAACCUGGUCAGUUCCAGUCUAGGCUGCAAACUUAUCUUUGGGCGUUAAAGUUGCACUUGGAAAUCAUGUCCUGAAGUCUGGCAUGGAACUUGUAAUGCUCUGUACUCCUUGCCGGAAGAGGGAGAAGAAGGUAGCAGUCACUCUCAGGAACUGUGCCAAUGGGAGAGAUCAUGCCCUGUGUUUAAAUGCAACUGUAUUUUGUUUGCUCUACGUAUCCAGUGGCUGAGCAGAACAGAUUCAACAGAUCUUGACAGGUUGCUGUGAAAAAUCGUAUCCAGAAAAAAAAAAAAAAGACUCCCAGUCCCUAACUCUUUCCUGCUAUUACAGGUGAGCCUUGCGGACACUUUGAAGACCUUAACUUCUGAAUGUGUGAGCUUCCCCUGGGAUUAGAGGAGCCAUGGGGAAAGACCAGAAAGAGGAGGAGGCUGUAUUUCUGAGGAAAAAGAUUACUUUGCUGAGGGCUUUCUCGCUUCUUAUCGGCAGCAUGGUUGGAAGUGGCAUCUUCAUCUCCCCUAAAGGAGUACUGAAAAACUCUGGCAGUGUGGGUUUCUCCCUGAUUGUCUGGUUUGCAUGUGGGCUUCUCUCCAUGUUUGGUGCCUUGAGUUAUGCAGAGCUUGGAACAAGAAUCACCAAGUCUGGAGGACAUUAUAUCUAUAUACUGGAGACACUAGGGCCUCUGCCAAGUUUCUUAUUUCUGUGGGCAGAGUUUUUUGCUAUUAGGCCUGCCAACAGUGCUGUGGUGUCUUUGGCAUUCGGACGUUACAUGUUGGAGCCUUUUUUCGCCCCUUGUGCAGCCCCUCUCCCUGCUGUGAAGCUUGUGUCUCUCCUGGGAUACUACACGGUCCUCACCCUUAAUUCCUGGAGUGUCACCUGGAGUGCCUGGGUGCAGACGGCUCUCUCCUUCAUCAAACUCCUGGCUCUUGCGCUCAUCAUCAUGCCAGGGAUGAUGCUUCUGGCCCAAGGCCACACGGAAAACUUCCAGGAUGCCUUUGACAGACAGUCACUGGUUUUGGAUAAGCUGCCCUUGGCUUUUUAUGCAGGGAUGUUUGCAUAUUCAGGCUGGUUUCAGACUAGCUUUGUGCGUGAAGAAUUGAUCAGACCUGAAAGAAAUAUCCCACUGGCUGUGAUAGUGUCCGUGAUCACUGUAGUUGUGGGGUAUAUGCUCACCAACAUUUCCUAUUACACGGUCCUAGGGACACAAGAUGUUCUGGCUUCUCCAGCUGUUGCUGUGAGUUUUGUGCAGCGAGCCUUCAAAAGUCUUAUCUCAGUGGUCCCUGUCCUUGUUGCGCUGUCCUGCUUUGGAACAAUGAACGGAGGAAUCUUUACAUUUUCAAGGACUCUGUUUGUGGCUUCAAGAGAAGGACAGUGGCCUCCUCUCUUCUCUAUGAUCCAUAUUCGAAGGCAUACACCUCUUCCUGCUGUCAUGUUAAUGUUCCCUUUGGUUACUGCCAUGGUGUGUAUCGGAGAUAUCUACCAUUUAAUGAACUUCUUCAGCUUUUCCCGAUGGCUCUUCAUAGGAUUAGCCACCCUUGGGCUCAUCGUCCAUCGCUACCGCCACCCGGAGCUGCACAGCCCAUUCAAGGUUCCCCUGUUCAUUCCUGUCUCUUUCACCAUCAUCUGCCUCUUCACAGUGGGAAUGUCUUUCUACUCAGACCCUGUAAACAUUAGUAUUGGAUGCACCAUAGUUUUAAGUGGUUUUCCGGUCUACUACCUCACAGUCCACAGGCAUACGUCGGAUCGUUGCCGUAGCCUGUUUUAUUAUCUCACACACAAACUGCAGAUACUACUGGAAGUAGUCCAACAAGAAAUUAAGACUUACUGAGGAAACCAUCACAGAAGAUAAGCAUCACAGAAGAUAAAAUCUACUUACCCCAUUUCUGAUACCUUUGAUCCUACCAAAGGCAGGUCAUGCUCUUAGUCUUUUAAUCACUGCAAAUGAAGAUGAUCCUGAACCAAAACCUUGCUGCAAGUGUUGUUAAGCUUGCCACUUGGGAUCUGGAGGAGUGUGCCACAUCUGCUUUUAUGUCCCUUUUUUUUUUUUUUUUUUUUUUAAGUGAAUCCAUCUAGUUCCCUGAAAUAACCUUUCUCUCCCUGCAGAGUAUAUUUAAAAACAAGAUCCUAACUUUGCAGCUUAGCCCAGUCCUCAGUGAAAGGUAUAUUUUUUUUUUAAAUUUUCAGACCUGGUAAAUAGAGGAAGAGAGCCUGUUGCAGAAUUCAAGGAGGUCAAAUACAGGAAAAUCAGAUGCAGGUUUCAAGCAGAAACAUUGUAGUAGUCAUUCGAGAUGGUGCUGUGGACAAGCAUUAUAAAGGGAAGUGAGCAUGAGGAGAGAAAAUUAUAAAUAAGGUAAAUUAUUUGGAAAGGAGGAGUGCAGGGAAUAAAAUUUCAUUUACCAGAAAAUGCAGAUUCAGGCUAAUGAAAAAAAUAUCUGGAAAUCAUUUGGAAUUCAAAUCAUUAAUAAAGUAAGAUUAGAAUGUUUUACUUUGAUCAUUGUGUCAACAAAGUAGGUUUAUUUUCAUUUGAAAAAUAGUUUCGUGUUGUUCUGAAAUGACAUUUCAAAAUGUACCAACACUUAUUUAAAAAUUAAAAACAAGCGGCUAAACCCCUGCAAGAACGUGACAAAAUAGGUUCUUCCCUUCUUCCCCAGCCAAACUGUGAUACCACCAGUGAAACUGAAAUCUUAGGUUUUAGUCCAGCUCCAGUGACAUACAGUUUUCUUUUAAUUAGGCAAAAUCUUCCGAGAAAUUUGGGCAUUGGACUUCCUUAAUAAGUGCACCUUUCGUGUGGUAAGAAGGCAUGAAAGACCUCAUGCAUGAGCUUUAACUUUAAAUCUGUGGGCAAAUGAUUUCCUGAAUGAGUGUGUAGAUGCUCAUUUGAACUAUUGACAAAAGAAAGGUUUCUGUUUUUGAAUGACUUUGACUUACAUUAUUAAUGUUGCAAAGUUAUGUCAAGAUACAGUAAUUAGCUAUUUACAAUCACUUACAUGUUAAUCUUCUUUCUAAAAGACCAGAACUAGUAUAUUGAAACUUGUCUAGCAGCCUUUGGAGAAAGGAAGAGCAGACUAUGAAGCAUUUUAAAUAUUUUGUAUCAAGCAUUUAGGUACUUGGAGUAAAACCAGAGUAGCAUUUAUAAAACCACUGUAAUCUACCUAAACUUGUGAACUGCACUGUUAAGAUUUGGA